GGAUCUCAGAUCUCCGCAAGGGGGGGAGCAGAUCCUUUCCCCCCCCUUGCCCCGCCCCCGUUUCUCUUUUCCUGGGUUGACCCCAGAUCUGCUCUACCCGGGGAGGAGGAGGAGGACGGAUCUCGGAGGGGGGAGCGGCUUCUGGGCGGCGGGGCUGCUCUCUGGAUCUGUCUCGCCGCCUUCUUCUUCCUCUUCCUCCUCCUCUUCGCCUCCCCCUCCGCUCGCGCCGCUGCCUUUCCAUAAACAUCUGGAUCAGGGGAGGGGCUUUUUUCCGCCCCCCUCUCUCUCUCUUGGAGGGGCUCUGGGCAAUUGGCAACCUCUGAAUGGCUCCGGGGGAGAGGAGAGCGCGAGUAGAAGUUUAGGUUUCACAGUGAUAGAAGAACGUUUUAGGUUUAAACCAUGCCUGUCCCUCCUCCUCCAGCUCCUCCCCCUCCUCCAACACUUGCCUUGGCGAAUACAGAAAAGCCGAGCUUAAACAGAUCAGAGCAAGCAGGGCGAAAUGCUCUUCUCUCCGAUAUUACCAAAGGGAAAAAACUUAAGAAGGCUGUUACCAAUGACAGGAGUGCCCCAGUCUUCGAUAAACCUAAAGGGUCUGGUGGUGGAGGUGGCUUCACGAGCAGCAGCAGCAGCGGUGGUGGUGGCGGUGGUGGCGGCGGUGGCGGCAGCUAUGGUGGAGGAGGACCACCUGGUUUAGGAGGUCUGUUCCAAGCAGGGAUGCCCAAACUCCGAUCUGCAAACAGGGAUAACGAUUCUCCGGGAAGCAGGGCUCCAGUGUUCCCACCGGGAGGAAAAGCAACGUCGGCAAAGCCCUUUUCACUCCCAGGUGGUGCAGGCCGGUUUGCAGGCCCUUCUCCCGGGCAAAGAACUGCCGUUCCAGAGCCACAGAGGAGCCGAAUGCCUCCACCGAGACCUGACCCUGGUUCCAGGGCAGAUAUGGGCGCUCCUCCCGUGCCAAAUACUCCAAGACCUGUCCCAUCAACGCUGUACAACCGAGGACCCCCUCCUGUGCCCGGAGCCAGCAGGCAAGUCAGCUUAGGCCUCACACCUCCGCCUUUCCCCGGAAAUCGAUUCGGAGGGUCCCUCCGCCAGUCGUCGCAAGGGGGUCAUCCUCCUCCUUUCGCAAACAGGCCUCCUCUUCCUCCGGCCCCAGGCAGGCCGACAGAAGACAAGCCUCCGCCGCCGCCGCCCCCAGCAGGAAACAGGCCACCUCUCAACCGGGAAGCUUCCUUGCCACCGCCUCCUCCACCUCAAAACAACAGGCCUCCAAUUCCUUCCACGCCUCGGCCAUCCUUUGGCUCUCCAGUCCCUCCUCCGCCACCUCCAAGCAGGCCAGGCCCGCCUCUGGUUCCACCGACGUCCGGCGGAAACGAUGAGAUGCCGCGGCUUCCUCAGAGGAAUAUAUCGCUAGCGUGUCCUUCUCCGCCGAGCCUGCCUGGUUCUUGUCGCUCUGGACCUCUCCCUCCGCCACCAGGAGAGAGGCCGCCACCUCCCGUCAGAGACCCGCCCAGCAGAUCAGGACCCCUUCCUCCACCUCCGCCGCCAAUAAGCAGAAACGGUAGCACUUCACGGGCUUUGCCAGCUACCCCACAGCUUCCUUCCAGAGGCGGGCUUGAUAAACACAGAGGCGGACCACUUCCUCCUCCACUUCCUCCUGACAGGCCUGCUUCUGGAGCACCUCCCCCACCACCGCCACCUUCGUCCGCCAUGCGAAACGGUUUCCAGGAUUCUUCAUGCGAUGAUGAGUGGGAGAGCAGAUUUUCCUUCCAUCCUAUGUCUGACCUGCCACCUCCAGAGCCGUAUGUGCCAAUGAACAAAAGCUACCCCAGUAAACUUGCAAGGAAUGACAACAGAAGUGGAUCCAGUCGUAGAGAAAGAGGUGCUCCGCCACUUCCACCUAUUCCAAGGUGAAGUGGGGCUGUUGACCUCUCUGGGGAUGUGACUGCUUUUCUGAAAUUUCCCUUGAACCCAGCAGUCUUGUCAAAAGGUUUCCUUUCAUACCACACUUUUUUGGGGGGGCUGGGGAAUCCCACUCUGGGUAUCAUUUUCAGAUCAAGCUGUCAGAAUCCUGCUCAGGUUAUUCCUGCCGAUUUCCACCUUGGUUCUACAAAUCAAAGAUUUUGUGAACUGUAAUCCAAAUCCCCAUUGAUGGGGAUUUUAAGUUACUUUGAAAUUAAUGGGGACUUGCUUCCAAUAAGGUGCUUAGUAUUGGGGGAGUGGUAUAUUAUUAUUACUAUCGUUACCUUGAAAAGUGUCUUGCAAGGCAUAGUAGGGACUGUAUAGAUCACAUUUUGGAGCUCAGUCCAAGUCUUGCCAGUACCAUCAAAAAGAGCCAAGACUUUCAGCUUGUCUUGUAUUGCGGGACAAUAACAUUUUACAAAAUUCAAGUCUCUGUUACAUUAACCUGAAGCAUAGCUUCCUUGACAACCUUCUGUAUUUCUUUCCAUGAUAAAUAUCAUUCGUAGCACUUUCUCUCCCCCCCCCAAAUUGCAGUCUUGUCUGAGAUUACUGAUCAAAUUGAUCAAAUUAGCUUGACGAUGAGAGGUAGGGGGAAAGAACUACAUGGCACAACUUUUAAUACAUUCCGUCUCUGGAAAGAGUUGGGAUUCAUUGUACGUGACAUUCUUACUCUCUCUCAGGCAAUCUGCGAAAACUUUAAUGAAUUGUAGCCCUUCAGAGACCAAAAGAAUGUUGCUCUGUGUUUGCCAAAGCAUCAGUAGCAACUUUUAACAAAUCCACCGAAAAUGCCUAUGUCACAAUUCAGGGCAGUACGUGCACGGAAGCAGGCUUCCAAGCAUGUAAAUCUAGCUGGAGGGAGGGAGGUGUCUACAACCAAAUACUGUGUACACAGAUCCUUCCUCCUGUCCCAGAGGCAGGGACUGUUUGCUCAGACACCUCCAUUUUCUUUAUUAAAAAAACAAACAAACAGCUAAGAUCUUGCAGGUGGACUUUUCAGCUUUGGAAACUGGGGUGUCUUCUAGCCAAACAGCUGGAUUGGUGGAGUUUCAUAUUUUGGAAGAAGAAGAAAAAAGAAUUUGGGGCUUGCAGGUGCUACAAAACAACAGGAUUCAAGGUGUCAUUGUCAUCUUGGAAGUUAAGUUCUUCUUUUGCUAACAGUUAUGCUGUUGGGCUUUUCCUCUGGGGUGAGUUUUACCCCAUGGCUUCUGAAUUGGUGGUUCUACAAAACGAAUCGUUGUAAAGCUCUCUCCUUUGAACUAUGCAAGGCAAAUAUUCAAAGUUAGUGUACAUAAGCAACAAUAGAUGCUAAUAGGACUCUUUCUGUGGCUUUCUGCUAACACCUCUGCCCUGAGCUUCCAUUUCUUUCAUGGUACCAUUGAAACUGUUCUUAGCUAUGAAAAGAUUUUUUUAUUUGGCUCCUGUGUGCUGAAGACACUCCCCUCUCCUUUGAUGUGGCAGCUGUUAAUCAAGCAUCCAGCUGCAAGCAGGAAGUGUCAGCAAGAGACAUUUGGUUGACCUGUUACAAGCUUUUUCCUUUCCAUGAGGUGCAAAACAACUGGACAGCAUUUUAAAGUUACGGUUUUGUUGCAAAAUUUCAUUACUUUUCGCAGGAAUUUUCUUGUCAUUCUGACAGUUGAAAAGUGCAUUUACUCUUUCACAACCAAUUCACCUUUACACACAUGAGAGAAAUGUGGUCCUUAAUUGGAACAUGAUUGAGAAUGGGAUGACUAUUUAUGGAAGCUCUGAAGAUGGCUCUCUUGUACACAUUACUAUGCAAAUUGGAGACAAAAGGAUGACUUUUCUGGUGAUGUCAUGAAUGAAAAAGUGGGAAGAUGGAAGAUGUGUAUUAUAGUAUAAUAAUAUCCAAAGUUAAGUUGUGGUGGGACAGUUGGAGCAAGAUUUCCUUAGAGAUGCACAUGAAAAGUAUACUUAGAUCUUUGGGGAAGCUUUGAAAAGGAACUCUGAAAUAUUCACAAUGGUGCAGCCAAGGUUGCACUUUGCUUUAGACCAGAGGUUCCCAAACUAUGGUGGUCCAUGAGCUUCAUUCAGGUGGUCUGUGGCAUGUCUGUGAAGAACACUUACAAUUUGAAUUUAAUGGUAAUAAUAGUAAAGUACAAUAUAAGAAAUAAAACAAGCCAUAAAAAUUCAACUAAAGCUCACACUGCAAUUGUAAUUGCUCGUUACAAUGGCUACAACAGGCAAAUAAUAAUCAUCAAGAGGUCUGCCAAGACCCAUAGCAAUUAUCAAGUGAUCUGUUAGGAAGCCACUACUUUAGACUAUGUGCAUUCCCGUUGAUGAUAAAUAAAGCAGGCUGGAGCUUUAGGAUGGAGAAACAUUGCUUUGCAUUUACAAUCUGUGUGUACAGAAAUAUGUAUGUAAAAGCUUUUUUAUGACUCUUUUUCAUUAAAAGAAAAAAAAGUUA
This is a messenger RNA of Podarcis raffonei (Aeolian wall lizard), 4378 nucleotides long. RefSeq names its product WAS/WASL interacting protein family member 1 (gene WIPF1). NCBI's taxonomy places the organism in Eukaryota, Metazoa, Chordata, Lepidosauria, Squamata, Lacertidae. Gene Ontology annotation, molecular function: actin binding. The transcript has 8 exons. The record is from RefSeq and is a predicted model, not a curated record. Bases 400 to 1908 code for a protein of 502 amino acids.